Molecule: messenger RNA, 558 nt
Organism: Lachancea fermentati
Lineage: Eukaryota; Fungi; Ascomycota; Saccharomycetes; Saccharomycetales; Saccharomycetaceae
Source: the annotation of a GenBank genome assembly
AUGACCAAUUCCGCGAGACCAAAGGUAAUAGUGCUAGGUGGAACAGCUGGUACGGGCAAAUCUACGAUUGGUGAGAGGCUUGUUAAGUUCUUUCAGGAUAAGUACCCAGAAAUUCAAUUCCUAGAAGGUGAUAGGAUCCACCCUCCAGAAAAUGUUGCUAAAAUGGCGCACGGAAUUCCGCUCACAGACGAUGAUAGAUGGGGGUGGCUAGCCGAUGUUGCAAAGAUAUCCACAGCCUCUGCAGAGGAACACGGGGGAUUGGCAAUAAUUUCAUGCUCAAGCCUCAAGAAGAAGUAUCGGGACUUUAUGAGAGAAAAGAGUCCCAACACUGAUUUCUUCUUCCUGUUCUUGUAUGCAGACAUGAGAGUGAUUGCUCAUAGGCUAACCCAGCGUGAAGGACAUUUUAUGAAGGCGAACAUGCUCGAGUCGCAAUUCAAGGAUCUAGAGCUACCCAACAGCGACGAGCCAAACUGUCACGUGGUCGACGUGGAUGGCAAAGAUGUAGAGCAGGUACUGCAACACACUUAUGAAGACCUGUGUAAAUUUGUUCCAAAUUAA